AUGGCCUCCUCCGAGCCGACAUCCUUUCUACAUCUCCCCCCAGAGAUCCGCAACCUCGUCUACAAUCUGGCCUUCAACGCCGAUGUCAAGACCGACAUUCUAGACCCAGGGCACUCUGGAUACACCAGAGACGGCAGCCCUUUGCUCUACGUUCAUCCCGUCAUCUCUGCCGAUCUGAGGCAACGCACUUAUGGUGACGAUUUCUCCCUAGUACUCCCGAUUCAAGAGCCCAGCGAGUGGGUGAAGGGACAAGGACUCGACAGCGAAAAACUUAAGACAUGUCUUAACAACCUGCCCGGUCUUAUGAAGAAGAAAUGCCAAAAGCUCAUUGUUGAGGCAUCGCAGUCGGAUGAAGUAGAAGACGAUGACUACGAAUUUUGGGAUAGUGAGGAUUUCCCUAGUUACCUCAUCCCACUACUCCUACAGAUCAAGGAAGAAAUACCUACAUUGAAGAAGAUCACCUUUAUCUUUUGGUUUGGAGAAUGGAGUGCGCCAGUGGACGUCUGGAAGAAAUCACUUCGACUCCUCUCGCGGCGAUGGUACAAGAAGGUCCAGAGCCAAAAUGGGAAAGAAAACCGAUGCCUAUAUCGCGGCCGUUAUCGAGCUCUGGCGGCUCUAGGUAGCCCAUGGUAA
This is a messenger RNA of Fusarium falciforme, 633 nucleotides long. RefSeq lists its product as hypothetical. The record is from RefSeq and is a predicted model, not a curated record. The transcript has a single exon. NCBI's taxonomy places the organism in Eukaryota, Fungi, Ascomycota, Sordariomycetes, Hypocreales, Nectriaceae. Bases 1 to 633 code for a protein of 210 amino acids.